AUGCGCUUCACUGUAGCUAAUGUCGCUUUACUUGCUUAUACUGGCGUCAGUAUGGCCAAUAUAUGCACCAUUGUUGGCUAUACUUGGGAAGACCAGGACGUCUUCAGCGGUAUCCCCGGCGAAGUCUAUGGCGAUGAGGGCUUCGAGCUCUACUACCAAGGAGGUGUCCAUAUUUCCGGUGGAGUCUUCAGCAGGGAUGGCAGCGCCUUCAACUCGGUAGCGAAGCACACAAUCGACCAACAUUAUCUUCAUACUGCCGAGUCUAUUAUUUGGACACCUCGAUUGAAUGGCAUUGCUAUGGUAGGAUGCCAUGUUUCUUAUGAAGGAAAAGACUACGAAGGAUAUCUUCACGGGCCGUUUAGCCCUUGUGGUAGCACUAGUCUUGGCUACUCUUGCUCGUACUGCAAUGUCGACUUCGAAUGCGAAGGCAAUCUUCCGGCCCCUAACUAG
Molecule: messenger RNA, 450 nt
Organism: Trichoderma asperellum CBS 433.97
Lineage: Eukaryota; Fungi; Ascomycota; Sordariomycetes; Hypocreales; Hypocreaceae
Source: RefSeq, a predicted model, not a curated record